Messenger RNA from Chiloscyllium plagiosum (whitespotted bambooshark), 711 nucleotides. Lineage: Eukaryota; Metazoa; Chordata; Chondrichthyes; Orectolobiformes; Hemiscylliidae. The record is from RefSeq and is a predicted model, not a curated record.
AUGGGGCCACUCAGCUUCUGGAUUGUUUGGUUUGCAGUUCUAACAGACCUGAGCCAAGCAGAUUUUGUCACUCAGUCAAUUUCUUCGGAUCUUCGGCCAGAAGAAGGAACAGUGACUCUAAGCUGUACCUAUGACACUCCACAGACUGGAUAUGUAUUGAACUGGUACCGAGAACAUGCAGACAGGGAUCUCGAGUUUGUUGUGUCGAGAAGUACUUAUGGAAAUCAGGAUAAAGCAGAUUUUACAGAAGAUCGCUUCUCUGUUGAGUUUCAGAUCUCUGAAAAAUACACAAGUUUGACUAUCACUGGGCUACAGAUGUCUGACGCUGCCGUCUACUACUGCGCGUUCAGAGACUACACAUACGGUCAUAAAGACACAGCUUCCGGUGCCCAGUCAGAAGUGAUAUUGUCUCAGCCAGAGACAGAGACGGGAAUCCCCGGACAGUCUCUGAAAUUGACGUGUAAAACCAAUGGCUUUGAUCUCAGAAGCAACUACAUGUACUGGUACCGACAAAGUCCCGGGAAUGGCCUGCAGUUGUUAGUUUAUUAUUACAAUAAAGAUCUGAAGUAUUUUAAUCCAGAGUUUGAACAACGAGUUACUGCUUCCAAGGACCUCGCAAACAAUAUUUUCACGUUGGAAAUCAGACCAUUGAGGAUUUCAGACAGCGCCACAUAUUACUCUGCAAGUAGCACAGUGAGACAGAUCAAAUAA